Molecule: messenger RNA, 1203 nt
Organism: Manduca sexta (tobacco hornworm)
Lineage: Eukaryota; Metazoa; Arthropoda; Insecta; Lepidoptera; Sphingidae
Gene: stops
Exons: 3
Coding region: 164-1189 (341 amino acids)
Biological process (GO): intracellular signal transduction
Source: RefSeq, a predicted model, not a curated record
AGUGUCACAUUGUUCAGUUCACAUUGAACCUUUUUUGAUAUUGUCAAAAUGUUAACCUAAAAUUAUUUUAAUAGCAUUAAUAUUUAGUAUUUUGAAUAGGCUAAGUUACAAAAUUUAGUUAGAAUUAAAUUCUACGAGUGAAGUUAUUUGAAUAAUUGCAAAAAUGGAUUCAUUUAUGGAUUUUUAUUUUGAAGAAGUGUUUACUACUUUGGAUCGAGAUGGUUUGAACGAAAGGUUUAAGAGGCGGGAACUGGUGGAGUAUUUCAAUACAGUGAUAGCCGGGUGUGCAAAAGGUCAAAAUAAAUCUGACAACGCAACCUGCAAGAAUUUCGUCCUGUCAGCUCUGAAAUACCAUAAUAGUUGCAAAAGUACCAACGGCGACGUAUGUCUCAUGGGAAAAUACCACAAUCUCCUGUAUAUAGCCAUGAAACUGUCAUUUGAUUGGAGUUUACAAGACAAUGGUGUCGUUGCUGCGUUGCUGGAUGAAAUGUACGCAUGUGAAAGGACUUUUGAAAGGAUAUUUUUAGGAGCUAUAUUCGGAACAUCAGCGCCAUACUUCCUAGCGGGUUGGAAAUCAGAUUUCAUGGAUAAAGAAGAAAAUGUGCACGCACUAGUCUUCUUUCUCGACCACGCUACAAACGCCAACUUAGAAUAUAGAGAAGGAAAUAAAAUGUACCGUUUUAUAGACGUGCCUUUAGAAAGCUGCGGUCGCGCAAGUCCAGUUAGAGUCGUCAUACAAAUGGGUGCAGCAGAAAUGCUGAUGAUUUUACUAAGAUUCGGAGCAAGAGUUACUGAUGAUAAGGCUGCUACUAAUCCUGUAGAAUCAAUACUAGAUCGAUUAAAAGAGUACAACAGAGUAUACCCUUAUGAACUAGUUACGUGUUUGAAACUGGUUUUAAGAGCUGUUCCUAGCGUAAAUUUUACUGUUGAUAAGAAUUCUUUGAAGCACUUAGAUCUUCCAGAUGAUUAUAACUAUCAAAGGAAGGUGGCGUUAGAAAACUACAAAGAAAUUCUAGAUGAUCGUCUGAUUAAAAGUUCAAGGUGUGGAUUGAAACCAGUGGAGCUGAAACAUCUCUGCAGGUGUAAAGUAAGACAAAUUUUGUGGCAGAAUUUUGAACUACCAUUCGGUAUACAAAAGCUUCCAAUACCUACAGCGUUGAAGAGAUAUUUGGAUUUGUUUGACGAUUAAAUUGUUUUGAAAUA